Oreochromis niloticus (Nile tilapia) is the source of this 4724-nucleotide messenger RNA. It is a transcript of the gene hdac11, whose product is annotated as histone deacetylase 11. The transcript is spliced from 11 exons. The record is from RefSeq and is a predicted model, not a curated record. Gene Ontology annotation, biological process: epigenetic regulation of gene expression. Bases 535 to 1638 code for a protein of 367 amino acids. Gene Ontology annotation, cellular component: histone deacetylase complex. Gene Ontology annotation, molecular function: histone deacetylase activity. NCBI's taxonomy places the organism in Eukaryota, Metazoa, Chordata, Actinopteri, Cichliformes, Cichlidae.
CAGUUAGUUAUUUAGCUUUUAAUCUGAAAGGGAAACAAAGUGAUACAUUGAGUUCAAAAACGGGCCUUUAAAGACGGACCUCAACCAAAACAUACGGUUAACUUUCAAAAUAAAAGCAAAACAAAAUCAUCCGCACUAGAAAUGCACAAUAAAGUUGACGGUGCCUCUUUGUGAAAACGUGAAGUUGAGCUGACAAUUAGGCAGAUAAUACUCCGAGAAGCUCCCGCAUUCUACGAACACGUUUCUUCUUUAAAUCUCCGCUAACAGCGUAACUGUACGUCAGUUACGCGGGUUUGGAGCUCGCGCAUAGUUGACGCACGUACGUAGAGCUGGAACAGAAAUUAAGCGAACUGUCCAAGAAACACUGAAGAAAAACGUUUUCUUUUGUUUCGUUCACUCAAUUCUGACAACAGCCCCGCUUAAACACCGUCAGGAGGGACAGAGAGUCUCCGUCUCUUUACAUCCAGCUGCUGUUUGGUGGCCUGCGUUAUUCCACAGAACAGCAGCAGAUGAAAGAAGCAAUGCCUGAAAAACAUGUCUCACAAAGAAGAUAACGAGGAGAAGAGUCGCUGCCACCGCACUGAUUUGUAUGCCAGCAUCCCUCGAACAUGUCUGCCUAUUGUGUACCACCCAGACUACAACAUCACUUUUAUGGGCCUUGAAAAGCUUCAUCCGUUUGAUGCGGGGAAGUGGGGGAAAGUCAUCCGCUUCUUGAAAGAGGAGCAGUUUAUCAAUGAUGGGAACCUUGUGGAGGCCCGUGAAGCUGCUGAGGAGGAUCUGCUGGUCGUUCACACCAAACGCUACCUCAACAGAUUAAAGUGGUCUCUGGUGGUGGCAACCAUCACAGAAAUUCCACCUCUCCUGUUUCUGCCUAAUUUCCUGGUGCAGCGGAAGGUGCUAAGGCCUUUGCGGACCCAGACAGGGGGAACAAUAAUGGCAGGAAAACUUGCUGUUGAGCGCGGAUGGGCCAUAAACGUAGGAGGAGGCUUCCACCACUGCUCCAGCGACAGAGGAGGUGGAUUUUGUGCCUAUGCUGACAUCACUUUGGCCAUCAAGUUUCUGUUUGAGAGAGUCGAAGGAAUCUCCAGGGUGACCAUCAUCGAUCUGGAUGCUCAUCAGGGAAAUGGACACGAGCGUGACUUUUUGGACGACAGGCGAGUGUUCAUCAUGGAUAUGUAUAAUCGCUACAUUUAUCCUGGAGACGAAUAUGCCAAAAGAGCAAUAAAAAGGAAGGUGGAGCUGGACUGGGGCACUGAAGACUCAGAGUACCUUCAGAAGGUUGAGCUCCACAUGGAGGGAACACUGAAUGAGGUCUUGCCUGAUAUCAUCGUUUAUAAUGCAGGGACAGACAUCUUGGAUGGGGACCCACUUGGAGGACUCUCAAUAUCACCACAGGGCAUUAUAAAGAGAGAUGAGCUCGUGUUCAGGGCUGCGAAGCGUCGGGGGAUCCCUGUACUCAUGGUGACAUCUGGAGGAUAUCAGAAGAAAACAGCCCGCAUAAUCGCCGACUCCAUCCUCAACCUGCACCGGCAAGGUCUGAUAGAAGGUGACGCCGCGGAAGGAGAGGGAUCGUCACCGCUGACGACCCACAUGACGUCCACCUCUGGAUCAGCGGGGUCAACAUCCACAGCUGUCUGAGGAGCCUUAAUCCUGGAGCUAACACUAACAUACCUGACUUUAAAGCACUAAGUAACUUUAUAUUGUGCUGUGAUCGUGUGACAGCUGUUGUAACAUUCAACACUUGUCUAAACUCAGAUUAUGUAACAAGAAAUUUGCACAUGUACAACUUUAAUAUUCAUAAGCUUUGGUAACAUUUUCACAUUUGUUAUGCGCAGGUUGACACAUACUCAAAGGGAAUAAUCAUUCAGAGGGAAAAAGCUGUCUUUAAACAACCGUGUUUUCACAGCUACGACUUUCAUAUGGAACAAAAGAGCUUUUUAAAUGUUUAAUCAGUAGGAGAGUUAUGGGUUUUAUGUGUAAUGUGUGAUCAGGUCAGCGUUUUGGCUAGAGGUAAUCUUUAAUCUCAGGAAAUGCAAAACUAAUAAUAACGUAUGAAGCAUAUGCUAUAUUAAGGCUUGAUGUACUUAAAUAAUAUACUUCCAAUGUAUGUGUAAAUAAUGUCUCAAGUUAUAAUAUAAAUAUAAAACGUAUAUAAUAUAAAAACAAACAUAACCGCACAUGAAAGUGUAAUUAUCUUAAUCAGAAGUAAUCUUUGGGUGAAUCUUAACAUUGAAAGAAGAUCAAAUCUAUAUAUAUAAGUGACUAGUGUCUUAAUCGAGAUAAGAUAUUUGUGCUUUGAAUCCAAUCUAAUAUGUACAGUUAAUGUUUAAAGUUAUUACAGGUACUAAUUGUUCCUGUAAUUGAAAAGAUUUGAGACACUAAAACCUUUGACUGAGCACUUUAACUGCUCAAGAAACUCAAGUCCGCCAACAUUUUAGACUCCUGAAAUUCAGUCUGCUCGUUCCAGCGUUUUUUCCGCCAUGUCUAGAUUUAAGUCUAAAACCCAGAGUGUUCAGUGAUUAAUGAGAAAGCCUGUACAGUAGAGUUUCCAGUGGCUUUCACUUUUGAUUGGUUGUUUAUAGUUAGACACACAGCUUCCCUAAUGAUGUUUACACAUGCAGAAACUUUGUAAAAGGAGCCACAAAAACACUGAGAUCAAUAUGAUUAAUGCAGCAGCUGAACCAAUAUCACCGCUUCCAAAAGAUACUAAAGGCAUCGUCCGACACAGACUGAAUACAAGCUGUGUGCUGAGGUGUAAUGAUCACUACGACAUUUUAUUAUAAAUCUCUGCCUAAAACAUGCACUAACUGAAGUCACAGUGCAUCACAAGCCUUUCUGUGAAAUACUGGCAUUGUCCUUCUUUGCUAAUAUAAGCUGAUAUCAAAUGCCAGGGCAUAGUGGUGGUCCCAGGUGAACCUACAUCAGUGUUGGCUGUGGAAUCAUUUAACAUUCAUUAUAUUUUGGGUGUGUCAUGUUUUUGGCAUUGCAAUGAUGUAUUUGUUCAUGUACAUAUAGGAGAAUUUAAAGUUGCUAUUUUUUUUCUAUUUUUUAUAUGUACAGUUUUGUGUGUGCGUGUGUGUGUGUGUGUGCGUGUGUGUGUCCAUCUACCCCAAAUCAAAAAACAAACAUCAAUGGAAAACAUUUUGUGAGCACUUUAUAAUUGGCCUUGCAGCUAUGAUGGCCACAUUGCAAAUACUGGUUAUCGCUGGUGCUGGCAUAGCCAUAAACACUGUGUGAACGUGAAAUCCACCCAAGCAUCCCUCUAUGGUAAACAACUUUUUUCACUUAGCAUUACAAAAAUGGCUUUUAACUUUUUACUUCUGCCAGGUCACUGGCAACCCAUCUGAGGCUGGUUUGGAAUUUGGGAAAUGUCCACCAAGCAGGCAGAAAAGUGAAAAUGUGGUGCUCUGCCCGAAACAUAUAGGAUUACAGGACGGAGCCAAAGCUUGGGCACUGCAGCGACAGCUUUGACUCAUCCACCCACACCAAUUAUGAACUCAUUCUGAUAACCUCCCUCCUCUCUCAUUCAUACUAAAUGAACACUCCUGGUUGCAACUGUCACAACCACAUUAGGUACAAUGCAUGCUUUAAGUGUUAAAUUCAGAGUAAUUUGCAAUAACACUGCCUGCGUAACCUAUUAGUAAGUCAUCCUUGAUUGAUUGAACAAGUACAAAAACCAAGUAGGUAUUCGCACUUGCACUUUGCACAGUAAAUUUUGCCCUAUAUGUUGGGAUGCCUUUUUCUGGAAAGGCAUCCCAACAGACAUGCCAAAGACAUGCGUGUUCAGUUGAAUGGUAACUGAACUGGCCGUAGGGUAGAUAUGCGGUUGUCCCUCAGUGUUAACCAUGUGGUGGAUUUGGGACCAAUCACCUUUCACCCUAUAGUGGACAGGCAUUGGCUACACAACCCUGUUUUGAAUAUGGAUUUAAAAAUGGAUGGAAAUAAUUAUCAAAAAAAGAAACCCUUAAACUCCUUGUACUAAUUCAUUUCUGCUGUUGAGGGUACAGUUUGGAUUUGGCUUUAGACUAUUAACUGAAAAUACUUUCCCCAUUUCGCCCAGUAACAUACAAUGUUUAAGUAGUGUUUAAUAACAGCAGACAAGGGUUCUGCAAUAUCACCAUGAAGGUGGUACGAGGGUUUUAAUCCUAGUGUUUGUCAUUACAUUCAGUUGUUCUUUGCUAUUUUGUGGCUAACUAGACCUAAAGUGGCAGCUGGAAGGUGCUGCUGUAAUCUUCAUGUUUGUUGUGUGCUAUUGCUACAGCUGUACUGUGAAAGUUUAUGGCUGUAAUGCAGACUUGCAGUUAUUUGAAAGAUUCAAAGGUCCAUCUUUGAACAGCGUGAAAGCCGUAUUGGGGUACUUAUCCUGGAAGCUGUUUGGAAACACUCAAAACCAAACUGUGAAAGGCGGGCCAUAGUGGUGUCUGUGCUAAUUAGUUAAAGCCUUUGAUCUUGCAUGCUGCUUUUGAAUGCAGCUAAAAGGUUUAGUGCAGUCUACCUUUAAUUAGGACUAUGAAAGUGUUGCUUACUGUAUGGAGGUUUGUUCUUAAAUACACAAUGCCAUCACAGCUCAUCAGAUCCUUUUUGUGUCAGCCAGUUUUUAUUACUGAAUCUUAUGUGCCAAAAAUAGAAGUUAAAAGCUGUACUAUAUGUUUUUGCUGUGUGUAAACACUGAAAAUUCCUUCUAUGCAUUUAUCAUGACAUUGAAUAAUUCCUAUAACAACCAA